Orycteropus afer afer is the source of this 1638-nucleotide messenger RNA. It is a transcript of the gene GALNT12, whose product is annotated as polypeptide N-acetylgalactosaminyltransferase 12. The transcript has 12 exons. NCBI's taxonomy places the organism in Eukaryota, Metazoa, Chordata, Mammalia, Tubulidentata, Orycteropodidae. Bases 1 to 1638 code for a protein of 545 amino acids. Gene Ontology annotation, cellular component: Golgi apparatus. The record is from RefSeq and is a predicted model, not a curated record.
AUGCGGCGAGGGGAAGUGGGAGGAGAGAUCAGAGGUCCUACUGUUAAGGAAGAAAAGAAUACUGAGGAUAUAACACACCCGGUCCUACCGCGGCCCCCGGUGCCCGCGGACGCGCUGGGCGCGCAGGGCGAGGCGGUGCGGCUGCAGUUGCAGGGUGAGGAGCUGCGGCUCCAGGAAGAGAGCGUGCAACUGCAUCAGAUCAACGUCUACCUUAGCGACCGCAUCUCGCUGCACCGCCGCCUGCCCGAGCGCAGGAACCCGCUGUGCAUGGAGAAGAAGUAUGAUUACAAUAAUUUGCCGAGAACAUCCGUGGUCAUAGCUUUUUAUAAUGAAGCCUGGUCAACUCUCCUUCGCACAGUUUACAGUGUCCUGGAGACAUCACCAGACAUACUUCUGGAGGAAGUCAUCCUUGUCGAUGACUACAGUGAUAGAGAGCAUCUGAAGGAGCGCCUGGCCAAUGAGCUGUCUGGCCUGCCCAGGGUCCGCCUGAUCCGUGCUAACAAGCGGGAAGGCCUGGUGCGAGCCCGGCUGCUGGGGGCGUCCGCGGCAAAGGGUGACGUGUUGACUUUCCUGGACUGUCACUGUGAGUGCCACGAAGGGUGGCUGGAGCCGCUGCUGGAGAGGAUCCAUGAAGAGGAGUCGGCAGUGGUAUGCCCAGUGAUUGAUGUGAUUGACUGGAACACCUUCGAGUACCUGGGGAACGCCGGGGAGCCCCAGAUCGGCGGCUUCGAUUGGAGGCUGGUGUUCACGUGGCAUACAGUCCCCGAGAGGGAGAGGCGGCGGAUGCAGUCCCCCAUCGAUGUCAUCAGGUCUCCAACGAUGGCUGGUGGGCUGUUUGCUGUGAGUAAGAAAUAUUUUGAGUAUCUGGGGUCUUAUGAUACAGGAAUGGAAGUUUGGGGAGGCGAGAACCUCGAGUUCUCCUUUAGGAUCUGGCAGUGUGGUGGGACCCUGGAGACACACCCUUGUUCUCAUGUUGGCCACGUUUUCCCCAAGAAAGCCCCCUACUCCCGCAACAAGGCUCUGGCCAACAGCGUCCGUGCAGCCGAAGUGUGGAUGGAUGAGUACAAAGACCUGUACUACCAUCGCAACCCCCAAGCCCGCUUGGAGCCCUUUGGGGACGUGACAGAGAGGAGACAGCUCCGUGCAAAGCUAGAGUGUAAGGACUUCAAGUGGUUCUUGGAGACCGUAUAUCCAGAACUGCAUGUGCCUGAAGACAGACCUGGCUUCUUUGGGAUGCUACAGAACAAAGGACUGAAGGAACACUGCUUUGACUAUAACCCUCCCAGCGAGAACCAAAUUGUGGGCCAUGACAUCAUUCUGUACCACUGUCACGGCAUGGGCCAGAACCAGUUUUUCGAGUACACGUCCCAGAACGAAAUCCGCUACAACACCCAACAGCCAGAGGCCUGUGUGUCUGUGGCGGCAGGGUCAGAUGCUCUCUCCAUGGAGCUCUGCCAGGAAGCUGUCCCCGAGGAGCAGAAGUUCAUCUUGCAGGAGGAUGGUUCUUUAUUUCACGUACAGUCCAAGAAAUGUGUUCAGGCAGAGAGGAAGGCAUCCAGUGACAGCUUCGUGCCACUCUUACGAGACUGCAACGACUCGGAACACCAGAAGUGGUUCUUCAAGGAACGCGUGGUAUAA